This is a messenger RNA of Fusarium keratoplasticum, 1716 nucleotides long. RefSeq lists its product as uncharacterized. The transcript has 4 exons. The coding region runs from base 1 to 1716 and encodes 571 amino acids. The record is from RefSeq and is a predicted model, not a curated record. NCBI's taxonomy places the organism in Eukaryota, Fungi, Ascomycota, Sordariomycetes, Hypocreales, Nectriaceae.
AUGUUUCUUCCACUCUGGCUAGUCUACCUCUUUAUCGUCCUUGCUUGCGUUGUUGCUGUUAGUGCCCAAGACUACGGGUAUGCAACAUGCUGGAACAAGCUGGAUGCCAUUAUGGUCGGAAACACGACCAAGGAUGGCAUCAACAACGAGACUGUUUUAGAGUAUCUCUGGAACGGGGCCAUUGCGGGGUUCAGGGGAGAGGACCGCCCCAUUGCUCUCGGGUAUGAGGGCUGCCUCAAGAUCUGUGAAGGGCGCACCGAUCAAGUGACCACCAGGUCGACUCUUGAAAUGGUAACAACCUGGAUCUUCCCCCUGGCCAUCGUCUUCAACCUUCCCUACGAUUCACUCCACCAUCACAAGAUCCGCAGAACAGCCCAAGCAGUACUGAACUGGGCCGGCUCUCCACAGACUGCCCUGACACAUACCAUCUGGAACGUGCGACAGAUCAGGCAUUGCCAUCGUAUGUCAAAGUCAAAGAAUACCUUGACUAAUGAUGCCUUUUAUGUCUUGAGUUGCCUUGGCCAGUUUGAACUCCCCAGCAGCGAGAGGUUCUACACAGCCCUCGUCUAUGGCCUCUUCCGACCUCUUCCACAGCCUGACACAGAGUAUGACCCUGAUCAGCACUACACUGCGCAACUGCUAUCAGAUAUGGCCUUUCAACUGCGCAUGCUGAGACGUCGUGGCGUUAUUCCGACUCUUGCUAGUCUCGGGACCUUUAUCACGGCCUUCAUCUUCUCUAUCGUUCUUGCUUUUGAUGAAGAGGCGGGAAACAGAACGGGAUCACCUCUUACCCUCGGACUCCUUUACUGCUGGCUGCCUCUUCUGGUCAUCUUUACUAUCAUUGACCGCAACCCCGUAUCGGCAGAUCGUUCAGCUGCUCUGAUGUCGCGCUGGCUGUUCAAUGUCGACGCUGUUUUGGCUUCUGCGCAAGCCGCCGGAGCUGACUUGAAUAAUAUGCGAGCGCCCGUGUGGUGGUCACGCAGUAGGCCGCAGGACGAUCUGAGAGUAUUCGAAGUUCAAGAGUUUAUCGGACAAGGUCGCAAGAUCAAGUAUUGCGGCCUCGCUGACGCAGUGAUCCGGGCCCAGAAAGCCCACACGUUGCGUAAACAUCUUGACCAGUACAGGCUUUGCGCGCAGACGGUCCUGACGCACCUCAAUGGGAGAAGACCAACUCAGUGGUGGUUCACGGCCUUUGCAUCGCUCUUCUUGGUUGUGUUUGAGGUCAUGAUGGCGUUCUUGAUUGCUUUCUGUACGCCUACCUUUGGCCUGGGUUGCUGGUCAGGCGGUCUGCUCCUGUAUGGCAUCUUGAGCACUGUGACUUGGGGGAUACACCUUAUUUUCAAAGCCCCGGGAAAAUGGGUGCAAUUUGUCUGCAGCUGUUUCAACUUCCUCUCUCUUGGGUGGAUUAUAACUCUGACAGGCUUUGUGUUGGCGGGUGGGUUCAGAACCUGCUGGUGCAGCACCGUUAAGCUAACUUCGGGGGGCUACAUGAUGUUUGAGAGUUUUGACUACUACGUCGAGAACUUUGCAAUGUCCGGCCCUUGGAUCAGCGCCUCGGUUCUCGGAGGAUUGGUUCCCGGUGCGGUGUUGGUGACGGCAACUGCAUGGUGGAUGAAGUGCCAGCAUUUGUGGUCGACGGAAGAGACUGAGCCGGUUCAGGACUUUGCACUUGGUAAUGUUAGAUUCAGGGCUGACACGUCAUGGUUGAGGGCUUAA